Numida meleagris (helmeted guineafowl) is the source of this 3285-nucleotide messenger RNA. RefSeq names its product SAM pointed domain containing ETS transcription factor (gene SPDEF). Bases 39 to 1196 code for a protein of 385 amino acids. Gene Ontology annotation, cellular component: nucleus. The transcript is spliced from 6 exons. The record is from RefSeq and is a predicted model, not a curated record. Gene Ontology annotation, biological process: regulation of transcription by RNA polymerase II; cell differentiation. Gene Ontology annotation, molecular function: DNA-binding transcription factor activity, RNA polymerase II-specific; sequence-specific DNA binding. NCBI's taxonomy places the organism in Eukaryota, Metazoa, Chordata, Aves, Galliformes, Numididae.
UUGGAUUUUUAUGGUUCUGCUCGGUUAGUGAAACACAAAUGCCGCUCAGCUGCCAAAUCCCCCACAAUACGGCCGUUCUCGCGGGCAGGGAGCUGCCUGCUAUAAAUAGGGACUCCCUGGCCCUGCAUGGGGAACACCAAGCUCUGCUGCUCACCCGGGGGACACCGAGCACUGGGGCUUUGCUUGGGACACCGUUGAGUUGUGCCCGUCCCCACCCCACUGCUGUUAGCGCAUGGCUGGGGCAGCCUGACCCGGGCUUUGGGACACAUGGUCCAGGCGUCAGCCCCCAUGCAGGUCUGAGCACUGGAAGCAUGGGCAGCCCCAGCCCCCCCGGCACCCCCUUCUGCCUGCACUACUUCGACAUGCUCUACUCGGAGGACGUCGCGUGGGCUUCCAAAGGGAUGGGGGAGACCUCCCAGAGCGGUGCCCUGGGGGGGCGAGGGGAGGUGAAGAAGGAGCCGGAGCAGUGCCCCAUCAUCGACAGCCAAGGUUUGGGGCUGGGGGGCGAUGGGGAUCUGCAGGGGGGGCUGCCCUUGGAGGAGCACUCGCUGGAGCAGAUGCAGAGCAUGGUGGUGGGCGAAGUGCUGAAGGACAUCGAGACGGCGUGCAAGCUGCUCAACAUUGCCGCAGACCCCGCGGACUGGAGCCCCGGCAACGUGCAGAAGUGGAUCCUGUGGACGGAGCACCAGUACCGGCUGCCGCAGCUCGGGAAAUCCUUCCAGGAGCUGUCGGGGAAGGAGCUGUGCGCGAUGUCGGAGGAGCAGUUCUGCCAACGCUCGCCCGUCUGCGGCGACGUCCUCCACGCUCACCUGGACAUCUGGAAGUCGGCCGCGUGGAUGAAGGAAAAAGCUGCCCCGGGGGACGUGAGAUACUGCGGGGGUGACAGCGGAUGGGCAGACAGCGAAGUGGACUCAUCCUGCGCCGGGCAACCCAUCCACCUCUGGCAGUUCCUGAAGGAGCUGCUGCUGAAACCCCACAACUACGGGCGCUUCAUCCGUUGGCUCAACAAGGAGAAAGGGAUCUUCAAGAUCGAGGACUCGGCGCAGGUGGCGCGGCUAUGGGGCAUCCGGAAGAACCGCCCGGCCAUGAACUACGACAAGCUGAGCCGCUCCAUCCGGCAGUACUACAAGAAGGGCAUCAUCCGGAAACCCGACAUCUCGCAGCGCCUCGUCUACCAGUUCGUGCACCCGCUCUGAGGGACUGAGCCUCGGGGCCACCGCGGGCCCUCACUGCCCUCCCCGAAUUCAUCAUCCGUCUUCCUGUGCUUUAGGACCGUGGUUGGGGUCAUCCCCGAGGACCACAGGGGACCCCCUUGUCCCCAGACUCUGUACUUGGAGCAGGGCUGAGCUCAGAGCACUGCCACGUGCCCGGCUGUGGGGCCAGGACCACGCGUGGAGCGGAUUUAGGGGCUGGAGGCGGUGAAGGGGGAUAAGGAGACAACGGCCGAUGUGCUGGGGGGUGGGGGGGGGCUGCCUGAGCCUUGGGAUCGAGGGUGGGAGCGUGCCGGGGGUCACCGGGGCUCCAGCUGUGACCUGCUGUCCACACACACUGCCCUCCCCUCUCUGCAGCCCUGGGCACCAUCAGGACACAGGGCCAAGGGCAGCCCCCAUAGGAGACCCCAGUAACUGUAUGGCAUCGCCUGUCCCAGCAUGGGGAGCACUGAGACCGCACUCCAUCCAGCCAAGCCGUGUCCCCAUGCCACCACCGGGCUGAGCUUUGGGGUCAGUCCCCCUUCUUGUCAGCAAACCCAUGAGCUGGCACAGAGCUGCUUCAGAUGAACCCCCAGAACAGCUCCUGGAUGUCGGGCCAUCCAAAUACGGGGUGCAGCAGUGGGGCUCAUCCCACCUUCCCAGGCAUGGGAUGGGGAUGCUGGGGGGGACAAACCCAGGGACAUGGCACGAGCAUGGACAGCGGCCCUGGCUAUGGGUUGGGUGCUGUGGGGAUGAGCAUAUUGGCUUCAUCCUGUGGGGUGAGCAGAGGGGAUGGGGAGGUGGGAGGGAGUUGGGAGUGCCCCCAGCCACCCACCCCCGUCUGCUAUGGGUUCAUACCACACAGAGACAUGGGGCCCUGGGAUAGAUGCAUCCCCCAUCCCUCUGCAAAUAUGGGGCGCUCCACCCCAAACCCCACACUGCUUUGCACAGGGACCGACUGCGCAAUGUGGGACCUCAGCUCUGGCCCCACAGGUGUGCAGCCCCCCCCAAGCCACAUCCCCAGCCCUGGGCACAGACCCCUGGAGCCCCCCACCCCCUGCCCUCAGCACAGGGCUCUCCCCUGCGUUUGGGAUUUCCCUUCGCUCGCCCUGUUCCUUAGGGAGAGUGACGCAGCUCCGCCGUUCCCCUCUGGACACAGAACGGGAGCUGGUGGGAACUGCACGUUUCACAAAGGUCUGAGCUACCUGGCAAUGUCUGUCUUGUAUAUUACAAUCGUUAUUUGUUUUACUUUCUUCAUGGUUUUGCCUGGCGGUGAGUUGUGGCUUAGGUUCAGAUGGAGAGGGCAGAAGGGAGACCCGGAUCCCUGUGAGACGACCUGUAGGAGCUUAAAAGGGAAAAAAUAGCUCAUGGUCUUCUGCCUGUAACUCCACUGAGCUGCCCAUGUCCUGCUGCUGCUCUCUGUGAGCACAGGGGCAGCACUGCAGGGUCAGCCCCAAACCCAGCUGCACACAUAAGGGAAAAUCUCUUUUCUCCCCCUCCCUCCAUCCCAUUGCUCACAGCUGCCGCUGUUUCCCAGGGCUGCUUGGGACAGGGGCUGGCGACCCACACGUUGCUCUUCCCGUGGGUUUGGGGCUUGCAGCAAGGCUCUGUGCGCUGUGCCAGCGCCUCGGGGCUUUCCCUCCUCCCAGUUUCCCCAGUACAGCUCAGGAUCCCGUUGCUGAUACUGGGAAUGUCCUCCUCCUGGUCUAUCUCAGAUCCCCCCGAGGGCUUUGCAAGGCUUUGCCUUGCGGCUUGGCCCACCCCGCAGGGUGUGCUCCCUCUCCCAUAGCUCCCAGUAUGGCCCAUGGCUCCCAGUGCCAUUUCCCAACUGACCCCAAAGGCAGCGAGCCCCAUUCCUGCAGCACCACAGAGCCCAUCCCAGGGCUGCGGAGGGCACCGUGGGGGAAUGUGGGGGUUUUGAUGCUCACCCCACACUGGGGUCCAUAACCCCAAGGGCAGAGUGGGAUCGGCGCACGCAAACCCGGACCCGGAGGACGCGCACAGAGGUUGAUUAUUUUCGCUUGCUGCUUUAGUUGUUGUAUCCACGGUCAUUACAAUCACAAUAUAUAUAUAUAUUAUAUAUAUACUUCUUAAA